AUGCUCAAGUUUGACGAAGUUGCACAGCACAACUCCCGCGACAGUUGCUGGGUCAUCGUCCACGGCCAGGCCUACGACGUCACUGAGUUCCUUCCCGAGCAUCCCGGAGGAGCCGGCAUCAUCCUGAAGUAUGCGGGUAAGGAUGCCACCGAGGAAUACGACCCCAUUCACCCUCCGGGCACGCUCGAGGAGAACUUGCCCAAAGACAAGUGCCUCGGGCCCGUAGACCCGGCGACGAUUAAGAAGGAGGACAAGAAGGAGGAAAAGGCCACGGCAAAGAAGGCCGAGGGCGGCAUCCCCCCGCUCGACCAGUGCCUCAACCUCUUCGACUUUGAGGUCGUCGCAAAGACGGUGCUCAAGCCCACCGCCUGGGCCUACUACUCGUCGGGCGCUGAUGACGAGGUGACGAUGCGCGAGAACAACUCGGCCUUUGGCCGCAUCUGGUUCCGGCCACGCAUUCUCCGCGACGUCGCCAACAUCGACUACAGCACCUCGCUGCUCGGUAACAAGAGCUCCAUGCCCGUCUACAUCACCGCCACGGCGCUCGGCAAGCUUGGCCACCCGGACGGCGAGAAGAACCUCACCGUCGCUGCGGGCAAGGAGGGCCUCAUCCAGAUGAUUCCCACGCUGGCCUCGUGCUCGUUUGACGAGAUCGUCGACGCCCGCGUCAACGACUCGCAGGUCCAAUUCUUCCAGCUCUACGUCAACUCGAACCGCAAGAUCACCGAAAAGCUCAUUCGCAAGGCCGAAGAUGCCGGCGUAAAGGGCCUCUUUGUCACCGUCGACGCGCCCCAGCUCGGGCGGCGCGAGAAGGACAUGCGCAUGAAGUUCGACGAUACCGGUUCCAACGUUCAGAACAGCAACAAGGACAACGUCGACCGGUCACAGGGCGCCGCUCGCGCCAUCUCGAGCUUCAUCGACCCUUCGCUCAGCUGGGACGACCUCAACUGGCUCAAGUCCGUCACCCGCAUGCCCAUCGUGCUCAAGGGUGUCCAGACCUGGGAGGAUGCUGUCCGCGCCGCCGAGCUUGGCCUGGCCGGUGUCGUGCUGUCCAAUCAUGGAGGUCGCCAGCUCGACUUUUCGCGCUCCGGCAUCGAGGUGCUCGGCGAGGUUGUCGAGGCCCUCAAGGCGCGCAACCUCUUCCCCAACCCCAUGUUCCAGAUCUUUGUCGACGGCGGCAUCCGACGGGCUUCGGACGUCCUCAAGGCCGUCGCUAUGGGAGCCACCGCCGUGGGCAUCGGCAGGCCAUUCCUGUACGCCUACAGCGCCUAUGGCUCCGACGGCGUCGUCCACGCCAUCAGGCUGCUCAAGGCCGAGAUGGAGAUGAACAUGCGCCUCCUCGGCGCCCCCACGCUCAAGGACGUCGUCCCCGAGAUGGUCGACACCCGCGCCCUCUCGACCCACGUCAACUUCACGCCACCCUCCCACGGCUCCCAGAUCUACGAGAAGCUCUCGACCGCCGUCGGCAUGCCAAACGAGCCCGCCAACAAGCUUUGA
Pseudozyma flocculosa PF-1 is the source of this 1497-nucleotide messenger RNA. RefSeq lists its product as uncharacterized. The record is from RefSeq and is a predicted model, not a curated record. Gene Ontology annotation, biological process: lactate metabolic process. NCBI's taxonomy places the organism in Eukaryota, Fungi, Basidiomycota, Ustilaginomycetes, Ustilaginales, Ustilaginaceae. The transcript has a single exon. Bases 1 to 1497 code for a protein of 498 amino acids. Gene Ontology annotation, molecular function: heme binding; L-lactate dehydrogenase (cytochrome) activity.